Manis javanica (Malayan pangolin) is the source of this 2208-nucleotide messenger RNA. It is a transcript of the gene UBLCP1, whose product is annotated as ubiquitin like domain containing CTD phosphatase 1. The record is from RefSeq and is a predicted model, not a curated record. Gene Ontology annotation, biological process: protein dephosphorylation; regulation of proteasome assembly. Gene Ontology annotation, cellular component: nucleus. Lineage: Eukaryota; Metazoa; Chordata; Mammalia; Pholidota; Manidae. Gene Ontology annotation, molecular function: protein binding; protein serine/threonine phosphatase activity.
UUAUGACUACCUCCAAAGAGAAACAGGGAUGGAGCAGUCCUGCCUCCAACACGCUUGUCUCAAACCCUAACUUCCGGUUCUCUAGCCGGUUCCGGUCCCCGCCUUUCACUUCCGGUUGCUUUCGGUUCCGCUGCUCCCGGUGCCAGCAUCCGCUGCCGCCGUUUCCGCCGCGCUGCAGGUACCAUUUCCUGAAGGAAAGCUAUCUCAUAUGUUUCAAGGAUGGCUCUCCCUAUCAUUGUAAAAUGGGGAGGACAGGAAUAUUCAGUGACCUCACUUUCUGAAGAUGACACUGUGCUAGAUCUCAAACAGUUUCUCAAGACCCUUACUGGAGUGUUGCCAGAGCGCCAAAAAUUACUUGGGCUCAAAGUUAAAGGCAAACCUGCAGAAAAUGAUGUUAAGCUUGGAGCUCUCAAACUGAAACCAAAUACUAAAAUCAUGAUGAUGGGAACUCGUGAGGAGAGCUUGGAAGAUGUCCUAGGUCCACCUCCUGACAAUGAUGAUGUUGUCAAUGACUUUGAUAUUGAAGAUGAAGUAGUUGAAGUAGAAAAUAGGGAAGAAAACCUACUGAAAAUUUCUCGCAGAGUGAAAGAUUACAAAGUGGAAAUUUUGAAUCCUCCUAGGGAAGGAAAAAAGCUUUUGGUGCUCGAUGUUGAUUAUACAUUAUUUGACCAUAGGUCUUGUGCAGAGACGGGAGUAGAAUUAAUGCGGCCAUAUCUUCAUGAGUUCCUAACAUCUGCAUAUGAGGAUUAUGACAUUGUUAUAUGGUCUGCAACAAAUAUGAAGUGGAUUGAAGCAAAAAUGAAAGAGCUGGGAGUGAGCACAAAUGCAAAUUAUAAGAUUACCUUCAUGUUGGAUAGUGCUGCUAUGAUAACAGUGCAUACUCCAAGGAGAGGGUUAAUAGAUGUAAAGCCUCUUGGUGUUAUAUGGGGAAAGUUUUCGGAGUUUUACAGCAAAAAAAACACCAUUAUGUUUGAUGACAUAGGAAGAAAUUUUCUAAUGAACCCACAGAAUGGACUAAAGAUAAGGCCUUUUAUGAAAGCACACCUAAAUCGAGAUAAAGACAAAGAACUUUUAAAAUUAACUCAGUACCUCAAGGAAAUAGCAAAGUUAGAUGACUUUUUGGACCUAAAUCACAAAUAUUGGGAAAGGUAUCUCUCAAAGAAGCAAGGGCAGUAGUUACAAGUUAAACUGGCAGAUAUUGAAGAUACUUGAGAUUCAAGAACUUCUUGCUUUUAUGCUAGAAAUUAUUAUGAUAGUGCUGGACACUGCAGCAAAUACCAGACUGCUUAUACUUGGUCUUCCAGUUUUUUGUAAAUUUAAUUUUAUAUUUUUUGAAGAUCACAGCAAUACGCUAAAAAAAUAAAUCCUUUUUCUUCCCUGUAUGAAUAUAUGGUUACUUUUGAAAAAUAUUUUUUCCAUUAUUGAGUACUGAGUUUUUUUCCCCAAAACCAUUAAAAAAAGUGGACAAGUGUAUACUCAGCAGUGUUAUUUUGUGACUUUGGAAACAAGUUAUGUCUUGUGUUUGUCUCACUAUGUUGUUGUCUUACUAAGCGCAAACCAUUCUGAAACUACUGCUUUUCCCUGUAAAACCAAAAAAAAGCAGGGGGGUAGGAUUUUGAGUAAGGACCCUAGUUUGGUAUGCUUAAAAUCAGUUUUUUUAAUUCCUUUGUCAUAGACACAAUUUCUGUUCUUACUCCACUAUUUACAUCUUUAAAUUUGGAGCCAUCUCAGUUUGGUCUGUAUGUGUGUUAGUGUUCUUUGAAUAAAACUGGAAAAUGUCAACUGUGAACAGCUGCACCAGAGUGUGAGAAACAGAAGACAUAAGACUGAAGACGACUGGAGACAAGGGUGCGCUUCUUGUUGGCAGCUGAGCAGGACUUCUAACCAUUGUCGUAAAAGCAGAGGCAAUACAUUUUAAGAUGGGACAUAGCCCUGGUUCAGCCCUAAAAAGCAUGAACAAAAAGUUUUUUGUUCCAGCCAUAUCUUGUCUAAGUGCAAGCACUGUGUUUCAGUGAAAAUAUCUAGCCAUAAGAUUAAAAAAAAAAUUAUUUGCAAUGCUUAUGACUACAGAUAUGUAAUGUGACCACUGUUUCGUGUUAAUACAGAUCUUGUAUUUGAAAGGAAUCUUAUCCUUUCAAAUAAACAUGGUGUAUAUUGUUCUUACGGGACUAUUUCAGUGGUGUAAAUAAAAAGUACCUUUUCUUAAAA